Molecule: messenger RNA, 2693 nt
Organism: Xiphophorus couchianus (Monterrey platyfish)
Lineage: Eukaryota; Metazoa; Chordata; Actinopteri; Cyprinodontiformes; Poeciliidae
Product: guanine nucleotide-binding protein subunit alpha-11-like
Exons: 8
Coding region: 355-1434 (359 amino acids)
Biological process (GO): adenylate cyclase-modulating G protein-coupled receptor signaling pathway
Cellular component (GO): heterotrimeric G-protein complex; cytoplasm
Molecular function (GO): G-protein beta/gamma-subunit complex binding; GTPase activity; GTPase activator activity
Source: RefSeq, a predicted model, not a curated record
GGUUUAGUUAGUUGGGUUUCAUCCAAGAUACCAGCAGGUCGGGAACUGAACGCACAGAAUAACGGCAGCUACAGAAAAGUCAGAACCUGGACAGGCGGAUAUUAUCAUUAUUUUUUCAAUUCCACAAUCUAUUUUUCUUUCUCUUUCAAAACGUUUUAAAGAGGAGGGGGAGAAAUCCAGCAUAAUAAGCCCGCCACGCCCGGAGCUCUGCUAUAGGGUUUGUAAAGACUCGCUACGCAAAAGUUGUUACACAAACUUAUGUUUCCUCUUCACUAGAGAGGAACUUAACAGUUGUUCUCGCACUUCCUCAAAUUGCCUUGCUCUUGCUUCCAGGUGAAGCGUUCUCCUGGAGCAAUGACGCUGAGCUCCAUGGGGACCUGCUGCCUCAGUCCAGAGGCCAAAGAAGCUCGGAGGAUCAACGCUGAGAUUGAGAAGCAGCUCCGCAAGGACAAGAAGGAUUCCCAACGCGAGUUUAAGCUCCUACUGCUGGGUACUGGUGAAAGUGGGAAGAGUACUUUCAUCAAACAGAUGAGGAUCAUCCACGGCCGUGGAUACUCUGAGGAGGACAGGAAAGGCUUCACCGGACUGAUUUAUGAGAACAUCUUCACAGCAAUGCAGGCCAUGAUCCAAGCCAUGAGCACAUUACAGAUCUCUUAUAAGUAUAAGCACAACCAGGAAAAUGCCGUCUUGGUCAUUGGCGUUGAUGUGGAAAGUGUGAAAACAUUAACAAACCCAUACGUGGAGGCCUUGGAGAGCCUGUGGAAUGAUCCGGGAAUUCAGGAAUGCUACACUCGGCGGAGGGAAUACCAGCUCUCAGACUCGGCUAAAUACUAUCUCAGUGACUUGGCUCGAAUUGCUGAUUCUGCUUAUCUGCCAACCCAGCAAGAUAUCCUAAGGGUCAGAGUGCCUACAACAGGAAUAAUAGAGUAUCCCUUUGACCUGGAGAAUGUGGUGUUCAGGAUGGUGGAUGUGGGUGGCCAGCGUUCUGAAAGGAGAAAGUGGAUCCACUGCUUUGAGAAAGUCACGUCCAUCAUGUUCCUGGUGGCGCUCAGCGAGUACGAUCAGGUCCUCGCCGAGUCCAACCAUGAGAAUCGGAUGGAGGAGAGCAUGGCCUUGUUCGAGACAAUCAUAAAAUAUGAAUGGUUCAGCGAAUCCUCGAUCAUUCUGUUUCUCAACAAGAUGGAUCUAUUGAAGGAAAAAAUCACGUAUUCACAUUUGGUGGACUACUUCCCAGAGUUUAAGGGUCCCCAGCAGGAUGCUGAGGCAGGACAAAAGUUCAUCCUGGACAUGUUCCUCAGUCUCAAUGUGAAUGAUGAGAAAACGAUCUACCCCCACUUCACGUGCGCCACGGACACAGAGAACAUCCAAAUUGUCUUCAAGGACGUGAAGCACUACAUCAUGCACUUAAACCUGAGAGAACACAACCUGAUGUGAGCGCCUGGCGCUCCUGCUGUAAUUUAAUCGUCACAGCGCAGCCCCCCCCCCAGACUGGGAGGGCUCUGCAGCAUCUCCGUCCGCCACCGCCGCCGCUCCUGCUGUUCCUGCUGUUUCACACUUUAAUCCAAAACAGGAAAUUGAAGCGCUUCAGAGCUUGUCAUCGAAUGACUGUACAGCCGAUGCAUUUCAAAUUUUCUUGUUAGACUCUGUAAGUGGAUGUCUUCGGCUAUUACAAAGUGUGACCUGCCAAUUAAAGUGCUGGCUUUCAGCGGAGUCUAAUAUAGCGUGCACUCUGAAAUUUAUCGAGCGCUAUGUGGACAUUUUAGAGCGGUGGAAAUGCACACUGGCAGAUUAAUAGGGGGGAAACAUAUUUUACUGGCUUCGGAUGCCUCGGAGGAAUUGUGAUGUAGUAGAUCUUCCAUCAGGGAGGCUGUGGGACUGGAUGCUCUGUGAAGACCAGCAUCACUAAAGUGGUGUUUGUCUUUAGAUUUGAGUUUGAAGCUUAGAUUAGGGCUUGACUAAAAAGGAACAGGUCAGGGAGAACACGAACAACACCAUUCAUGUAAAAGAGCACAGUGCAUGUUGCUGCAUGAGCUUCAGUUAGUGAGAUCUUGAUCAGCACUUUGGAUCUGCCUGUGGUGACUUUGCUAAAGAAAACUUUUUUGGGGAGCAUCCAUGUUUUAUGUUUGGUGGGGGGAUUAAAAGGGAUAUCCAGCAUUUUGGAGUCAAUUUACUGGGUAGUAAAAAAAUCACAUUCCUUCAGGGACUGAAGUCUUUAAAGUAGUAUCAUUUCCUUAAUUUGAUUAGAUUUUGCACGUACUGUAUAAUAUGGUGAUGCUUUGGUUUGAAUUGGUUUUAUUUUGGUGAGCAUUAAAGUCAGUGUUAAAAGGUGAAAUCCUAAAGUGAAAAUUAUUUUGAUCAAAUAUAUCAAAGAGAAAGUACUUAUGUUUACACAACCGUGUUCUUCUUAACAAUAACAGUGUGAGGUAGAAUAAGAUAGUUUCCUUCUCUGUACUUUUCUUUUUGUUGUCUGGUAUUAAAUAAGACUAAACUAGUCCUGUUCAGAUAAAAUCUUUAAAUAUUGUACAGAUAACUUAAAUCAAUAUUCAUGGUUGUGUUCCCUGUGUAAAAUAUUACACUUUUUUAGUAUAGAAGGUGGUAAAGUAGUUUUAAAAAGUGUGAAUACUGUUAUAAAAUGGAGUCCUUUUGACAAAAUCUUUAAUAAAAAGAAAACUCCAACCCAUUUGAAAAAUACA